Messenger RNA from Magallana angulata, 4124 nucleotides. RefSeq names its product potassium channel subfamily K member 9-like. Gene Ontology annotation, cellular component: membrane. The record is from RefSeq and is a predicted model, not a curated record. The coding region runs from base 491 to 2299 and encodes 602 amino acids. Gene Ontology annotation, biological process: potassium ion transmembrane transport; stabilization of membrane potential. NCBI's taxonomy places the organism in Eukaryota, Metazoa, Mollusca, Bivalvia, Ostreida, Ostreidae. Gene Ontology annotation, molecular function: potassium ion leak channel activity. The transcript is spliced from 2 exons.
AAGUGUCUUGUGAGUAGAUAUUAGUAAUACAACAAUAAAAGUUCGGACUAUUCCGUACAAUUAUGACGGCAUCGCAUUAACGAGUAUAUAUAUUCUCGCAACCUCCAAUGACAGAACGCCAAGAUUUGAGCGCUAUACAACAACAUAUGUUUCUAAUAUUUAGUUUGCAGAGGGAAAAGUUGCAGCCACGCUCGUGACCCUACGCUUGUAACAGAAAGCUGACUUUUAUCGACUCUUCACUGAAUUUGAAACAUUGUAUUGUCUCUCUCGAGUACUUCUAUUUUUUUACUGAAAUUUAUCGUAACCAUUGAGGAACCUGUCUUCCAUUGACGGAACAGAGAGAAUCGGUGAUAGGGAGCACUUGCACAGAACGGUAUAAAAAUAGAGAGAGUCAGAGAGCGAACAUAGCAAGUCACCAGCAGUCUGGAUUAGCGAGAUAAAAACGAAAGUUCCGUUCCGAUAAUAGUAGAAAAACUGUCUAGGCGCAUGCAUGGUCUGGAAUCAAGGUGGUUGCCUGUUGGUGGUUCCAGAGGUGAGGAUUAGUGGAGUGCCACUGGAUCUUGGGACGGAGGAUAACCGCAAAAUGUCUUCUGAGACGGAUGAAAGUUUACCCGAAGAUGAAGCGAAGGCGACCGAAAACGAGGUCAUGGAACCAGAGACCAAAUUGGACACCUUCAUUAACAAAAUCAAGGACUUCUUCAAGAAAAUGUAUGCAGUCUCCAAAUCUCUAUUGGGACUGUCUAUCCUUCUAGUGCUUUAUUCUAUCAUUGGGAUGAUUAUGUUUCAUUGGAUCGAGUAUGAAGAAGAAUUGGACCAGAGAGCCAAAGUGGUGAACUUCCGGGAAAAGACCGGAAAAGAACUGUUUAAAUUAAAUAGUAAAAACUUGAAUGAAACAGAGUGGAUUGAACAGUCCCGAAAAAUAUUGGAAGAUUACGAAGAAAUGAUCAGGUCCUCGCCCCACGAUACCACACAAAAACCAUUGUGGAAUAUGUGGGGAUCUCUCUUCUUCUGCGCUACGAUUUAUACCACAAUAGGUUAUGGGCAUAUUACACCAAACACAGACUUUGGAAAAGUCAUGACGAUAUUUUAUGCCACCAUCGGAAUACCUUUGGCUUUAAUGGUGCUAGCAGAAGUCGGCAAAAAGCUAACAGUUGGAUUAAAGUUCCUCUGGAAAUUUGUCCGGCGGUAUUACUACACUGGUUACUGCAUAAAAGCGCGACAAACAGGAUCAACAUAUAUGAAAAGUGGAUUUCAACGAGGGAAAACGGCUUUAAGGAAAGCGUCCGUGAAAUCUGUUCGCCGACUUAGAGGUCGCCGACAAGCACCUGCCGAGGACGGCGAGCAUAGCGAGUCAACCAACAGAGACGGCGAUAUAGAGUCCGGGUCCAACAACCCGAACACAAUGACACUUCCUAUAGCCGUCAUGGAAGACACCGCCCAGUACAUGGCAGAGGCGAUCGCACUUGAACAGGUUACACUGCAAGAAAAUGUCGUCCAGCAAAUAACACUGAUGGUUCCGGAGACGGAGGAGACCGAGAGCGCAUGCGGCGACUCUGUGACGUCAAAAGAUUCCCAUGAAAUGAAUGAUUUUGAAAUCGAUGAAAAUUUCAACCUUCCACUUCCGAUAGCUUCCGUUAUCAUGUUGAUAUACAUCUUCCUAGGAACUUUCUUUUACAUGAUUUUAGAGGGAUGGAAUUUCAUUGAUUCAUUUUAUUAUGUAUUUAUUUCAAUCAGCACGAUUGGAUUUGGUGACAUUGUGCCAGGCCAGCCAGAAUAUUUUUUGGUGUCGUCAAUCUACCUAUUCUUAGGACUGGCCCUGGUUUCUAUGUGUAUUAACGUUGGUGUGGACUACCUCAAUGUGACAAUCGACAAAGCAAAAAUUCAGAUGGAUAAAGCUAGAGACAGAAUGACUGUUGUCGGUAAAAAGCAUAUGAAAAUUGCAGGAGAACACUGGGGCAAAGCAAAAGUUAGAGCAAAGACGAAAGUGUCCGAAGUAAAGUCUAGAGCUCGAGAAAAAGCAACGGAAGUACAAAAUAUCGCUAGAGACAAAGCGAAGGAAGUGAGAAAAGAUAUAGUAUUAAAUGUACAGAAUGAACUUUCAAGAAUGAAAUCGACAAGGAAGAAAAAUUCUUUGGACUCAAAUGGAAAGCCGCCAUCUGAAGAAAGUGGUGAACGAGAAAGGUCAGUGGAAAAACACUUAUCCCUGAGAAGGGUGACUCAUAAAAACGACAGGGACAAAAAUGUUAUAAACGGAUCUCCAAAGCAUUUCAAUCCUAGCGGCCCUGUUACAGAACUGUGAGAUCCGAGUUCUAUUUGUGAGUUUAAAAACAAAUUCAAUUUCCGUCGGGGAAACAAGAUUACCUACUAACAGAACUGCCGAAAUGUUACAUAAAAACGCUCAAAUAACGACAACAGAAGUUGUGUGGGAUGUAAAAAUAAAAGAAGAGUUUUUAAUACAUCUUAUGCAAGUUAGAGUGAACCAAAAGGACAUGAUUCCAGGAGAAAACGGCGAUGUCUUUCAACAGUUGUUCAACUAUACCGUCGUGAGGCAUUGUCGUGUGAAAAACGUCUACAGACUCCAAGGUUGUGAAACAACCAGAUAAAAAGCAACAAAUGAUCGUUCAGAAAUAAAACGAACUAUCAGAAAUAGCCAUAUCAGACAUGUAUUUAUAAACCUUUAUCAUCUAUACUUCCUGAAACAUACAUGAAACAUGGGUGCAUCAGGGUACAUUGCAAGUUCACUUUAUGUUUCUGUGUGUAGAGGUAAAGAUAAAAGGGACGAUAGCAUCACUUCCUACUUUACAAACAUUUCCAUUUGUUUAUUCAUUUACCCCAGAAACUGACAAUGCAAAUUUUGUGUACAUCUUUAACAUGACUGUGUAAAUGACCCCAUUACCCUUCCACACCACUUGAAGAGAGAGAGAGAGAGAGAGAGAGAGAGAGAGAGAGAGAGAGAGAGAGAUCUUAUUUAUGUACUUUAUGUUUACCAGAAACCACUUGCUAGAGUUCCAAUGUGCAAAUGAAAAUGAAUAAUACCACCAUUGUUUAUACAUGCAUAUACAUCGAUAUUCACCAUCACAUAACAGCAAGAACGCUUCAUAACUUUCAUUCUCUGGAAGCAAUUACCACAAUACCCACCCAGAAAACUUUAUGACUCAUAUUUCGUUUCGCUAAUUAAGAUGUGUUAUUUUGGUUCUCCAGUUAAAUUUAGAGUAUCAUUGCAGUAAUGGGGAUUCAUAAAACGGAGAAGCGUUUUGGAGUUUUUAAACGUCUUGAUAGCUCCUUGACUGACGGGUCAAUUAGAUCAUAUUCUACCUUCUGCUUCAAAACUAGAACACAUGUAAGUGUUUACAGAAUUCCCAGGAAUGUUGUCAGUGCCACGGAUUAAGGCGAUCUAUAACCUGCGAUGUUUGAAACUUGAUUGGUAUAAACAUCUAGCGGCAAAGAAAGAAAUAUUAUUGUAUCACUCAGGAAAAGCAAGGAAAUAUAAUGGUGUUGAGUCUGCGGUCGAUUUGUCUCUCUUUCCUUUGCAAUACAACAGCCUUGCUGUUUUUAAUGUAGAUUUCCCUGUAAAAGAAUAAUAAAACGUUGGAUGUACAUUGUUUAAAUCAAAUACAAAAUACGUUUGCAUUGAAUCUUACACGAUUAACCAGUAGCACAUUGGAAAAAGUUUAAUAUCGACUGCAACUGAUAAACUUUUCUUUAUUCUUUUAACAAACAAAACAAAUCAACGAAACAAUCAAUGUUGUCCUCUAUUUGUUCACUAUAUAUAAGUACCUCUCAAAAAUCAAAUAUGUAUUUUACACGAGUUAUAUAAUUGAACUCACAACUGUAUCUUGUUAAAUAUAGAAGAAAAUAUGUUCGUUUGGAAAUAUGUGCAUGGUAGUUGACUGUUAAUUCAUGUAAAAACGAAACCCUUGCCAUUACAAAGGACGAUCACCUUCGAAAUUGCUAUAUGGUUGUUUUGGUGACCGAUUUCUUUGCAUUGGCAGCCGUAUUAUCCCGCCUUUUGCAUCGAGAUAUGUGGGGAUUUUUAGAUUACCAUUGUUAUGUUCAUGUAUGACUGAUGUUAUCUGUUUUUCAUCUCCACCAUUCCAGUUAAUAAAUUUUUUCUAAUUUUACAA